AAAGCCACAUGACGCUACACUUGUGUCUUCCACGGCAGUACCGGCAGCAGCAGACAAAAAGACGCCCUGACAACAACAAAACACCACAGUCUCCACGUUACGCCCCCGUCACCAGCUGCAGGAGUGACGCUGUGAUACGAACAGAAUGUGUCUCGCCGCGCCCAUCUGCCCGGGCUACAGAGAAGUGUAGCAGCCUUCAUCCUCCACAGAAACAUUCCAAGACUGAAUCUACCCAAGUUUGAAUCAUUCCCAGCAUUCCAAGUCUAUUGAGAAGGUCUUGCUGAUUUUUUCUCAGACUCCCACAAGGUAAAGUUGAAGGUGACGUUGUCUUCGUGCGUGGCCACCGCGGCUCCUGCUUGAAUGAAAGUACUCAGCUGGGCCGUGGCCGUCCUUGAAUGGACUCGUAAACAGAUGUCGUUGGUGAGAGUUGUCAUUCAGGGAACAGCAUGACUGGCUGAGUGAGAGCGUCAUCAGCACAGUGAGGGUGCCAGUGAGUGGCUCAGCCUUGAGAGAGACGCUCUCUAGUGAAGCGUAGUGCACGUCGUGGUGCUCGUGAGGCGUUGGCAGGAGGAGGAAAAGCACGAUUUGACAUCUCUUAAGUUGGGCGUGAUUAGGGCGGCCCAUGAGCUUGUGGGCGGCAUGAGCUGGGUGGGUGUCCCGCCCAGGGGUCGCGGCUGCCGUCAGCAGCGGGGACCAUGAACACGGGGCCGGGCUGCCGUGCCCCGCUGUCUCCGCCCGGGGCCCGCACCGUCUGGCUCUGGGUCUGGCUCUGGGCCCUUGCCUUCACCCACCUUGGGGCCCUCGCUGAUUGUCCGAAAGUGUGUGAGUGCAAGUGGCGUGACGGCAAGGAGGUGGUGACGUGCCGCGACGCGCAUUUCAUCGAUAUUCCGCGGGGCCUCGACCCUUCCACCCAGGUGCUGGAUCUGCGCCACAACAAUCUCAAAAUCCUUCCUCGAGACUCCUUUGUGUACACGGGCCUCGUCAACCUACAGAAGGUGUGGCUUAACUUUUGCAAUUUGAUCAAGCUAGAGGAAGGCGCCUUCAGGAUGCUCAACAAUGUGGUAGAGUUGGACCUCAGCAACAAUUACCUGCAGGGCGUUCCGUCAGACGCGUUGGCAGACCUCCCUGGGCUGCGGGUUCUGCGGAUGGCCCACAACGGUCUCACCGUCCUCCCCGCCUCCGCCUUCCUGCCCGUCCCUGACCUGGUGCAGCUUGACCUCAGUCACAAUACCAUCUCGGAAAUCGAGAGCGGUGCACUCAGGUCCCUCGCCAGUCUCGGGGUGCUCAACCUUUCCGGCAACAAGCUGGCGUCACUGGACGCCGACGAGUUGAAGGCUUUAGUGUCGCUACGUGUAGCUCACAUGGACGGCAAUCCGUGGCGCUGCGAUUGUCACCUGAGACCUCUGAGCAAGUGGAUGCAGGCAAGGAAUUUGGCUGCAACAAUUCCUCCAGUGUGUUCUUUUCCGCGCUGGUUGUCAGGUAACAACUGGCAGCUUCUUGAUGAAGAUGAAUUCGUGUGCGCUCCGGUAGUAACGGCCGUGGCUCCCCGAGUGUUGGCAGCUGAGGGCGAAAACGUGUCGUUGGCGUGCCGUGUGGAGUCCGAAGUAGAAACGACCAUCACGUGGCUGGUUGGAGACGCCCCGCUGCAGAACGCAACAGAGGCGCAGCGGUAUAUGGUGGUGGAGGUGUUCGGUCCCCAGCAUCCAGUGUAUGUCUCAAACCUCACCAUCUCAGACGUAGCCCCUUUUGACCAGGGGACGUACAGGUGUUUGGCAGAAAACCGAGCUGGAAGGGGUGAGGUCAAUUUAACGCUACAAGUGUCACACGAGGUGGCGGAGGUCCGUGUGGCCACAGUGGACGACUCCUAUUACAUGAAGGGCGGCGUCGUCGGGGGCAUUUCCAUCUUCGCAGUAGUGUUGUUGGCAUCCUGCCUUCUUAUCUAUUGUAAGGUCCGAAGUACUCGGCGGCCGCGCCAGGAAGAUGACAAAUUGGUCACUCCACAGACCUCGAGGGGGUCUGACGGGGGUGAGCACCAUACACUGACUGGCUACCAGGUUGUCCCCACCAGCGACAUGGAGGAGCAGUCUUCCUCUCGUAGGUCUCAACAAAUACAGCCGCCUUGGAUGUUAAGGGAGGCCUCUGCUCCUGGUAAAGCUUUGGAAGCAAGCGGAGCGGAAGGUCGGCGACAGGAAUCCGUGGACGUUCCUGUGACUCACCCAAUAGCUGCCCCGAGCACGGUCUCGUAUGUUGAAAUCCCCAAGUCUGGUGUCGGAACAGUGAGAACAACCCUCGAAGACCCAACUCGCUGGAAGGACCCGCUUGUCUACCACAGCAGAGACGUCUUGCUACACAGGCUGUGUGGCCGCUCGGCAUCUCAAGCUGCUACAGCAAGCACCAAUGGAGGACACUACCCCGACCUCCUCGAUCUGCCACCACAGCAACAAUUUCAGCAGCAGCAGGAGAUGCAGCAACACGCCACAUACCUACCGCUGCACACACCCAACCCGUCCUACUGUACCCUACCUAGAACGCGAACGCGCGGUCAAGGCGACGCCCCGACCAGAGCGGAAGAGGAGGAAGCGGCGACGGUGGCGGUGAAUGCGGCGGCGCCAGCGGCGACGGUGACAGGCAAGGCGGGUCACCACCACCACCAUCACCACCACCACCUCCAGUACCAGCCGCAACUGCCGCCACCACUGCCUCACCACCUGCACGAGACCGCCAGCUACAGGUCCUCUAGCGCCCUCAAUCUAGCGCUGAGCGAAGCUGCCUGUCACGCCUACGCCCACAUCCCGCCCCACGCCCUGCCCCAGUGUCCUCCCGCCACCCACCACACCGGCCACCACCCGCAACGCCAGGCAGGACCUCAUAUUGGCGCACAGGAGUCACUGUGCAGCGGUCAGCGGGGAGGGGGGCUGCGCGCCGGACCCUUACCGCUUCGAGUACCACGCGGCGCAGCUCGAGAAGUUCCUGAGGGAAUACCGGUGUCUUCAGGAGCAGCUAAUUCACAUGAAGCAGUCUUACGAGGCCCAGCAGCUCCGGGGGUCGGCGCCAAGACUCGACUGUUGUUCUGAGAGUCCAGGCACCGUUGCAGCACCACAAGGCAUCACAGUCACGCAGCACGGCACAGUCUCCCAGCCUCACCCCGCAGCCUCCCCUCCACUCGGCACCUCCCAGUCGCCCCACGCCUCCACCCCACAGUCUAAUGUCACCGCUUCACCGCCGCACGCCGCCUCCUCACCACCCCUCUCUGUUUCCCUGCCUCCCUGCUCGGCACCUUUAUCUUACGUCACAGCGCCCUCCCCGCACGUCACCGCACCUCUGUACAUCAUUACUUCUCCUCCCAUCAUCACUGCCCCUCCACCGUCUCUAGAGGAUUUACCGCCUCCAUUAGACGUCAUCCCGCCUCCCUGUGAGCUCCUGCCACCGCCCUGUGAAAUUCUGCCACCCCCUGUUACCUCGUCAGUCUCUCGCAACUCUAAAUCCCCGCCUCCUGCACGGCCCACCACCACUAGCACUCCCCCUCCCACCUCCUCCUCAUCGUCCUUAUCCUCGUCCUCAUCCUCCAGAGGUCCCAGCAAGAGUUCCAAGUCUCACAGUAGCGGCCACCACUCCUUCAGCGACUCCCCAGGGCCCGCCGCCGGCAGACACCCACCCUCGGGAGGUUCCGCAGCUGAGCCUCUAAAAUCCAUCCUGAAAAAGCCAUCUGAGACAGCCAAACAUCAUCAGCAGCAGCAACAGCAACAGCAGCAACAAAAACACAAGCAGAAUACAAGUGCCUCAACCGCCGCCCCUGCCCGCCAGUAGCACCAUCACCACCACGUCCUCCUCUUCCACCUCCUCUCCUUCUCCUCUUCCUCGCCCUCCAGCACCCAGCUGCAGUUCACACACACACGCACACAGCAGAACAAUAUAGGACAGGAAACUGUGGAUGCUUGCAUCUGUCAACCCAUCAGCAGCAGCAACGGUGUCAACAACAGCGCAGUACGCGGAGAGCUGUCAGCGAUCAUCAAACAGACAACGCAACGCACUCUCUCGGCUGAAAACACAAGCAUCUGAAGUUCCGAACCCGAGAGAGAAGCUUUGGACUGAGGGUGCCGGCUGGCACACAGCAGGAUGAGCUCACUCCCACUCAACCAAGAAGAUAAGUUCCCACUCCCAGUGACGGGUGCCUGCCACACUCCAAGGGAGAAAGAGAGCCACACACUUGAGCCGAUCUCACCAGGCGCCAACCAAUAGUUACAGAAUUCUUCAUACUGCUGAAUGGUCAGCUCCUGGUCCCUGGAGGCUGCGUGGCGCCUGCGGCGAGAGCCUGACUGACUAGUGGCCUCGAUGCAUAGCACUAUGAAUGAAUUCUGGCAGCUCAUACGCUCCUGGUCCAGCAACUGCUUCUUGAGGAGGGAGGAAGCAAGACCAACAAUUUCCUGUCCAUCACUGUUCCAGGCAUCACAAUAAGAUGACAGGGACCUCUCACCAUGAACAGUUGAACCAUGCCAUACAUAUUUUUGGGGCCUGUAACAAAGAAUAUUUUAUAUUCUCUGUGACUUUUGCUACUAGAGAAUGAAUGAAUGAAUGAUGAACAUCUUAUGAUAAUAGGAAGAUGAGCCACUUCAAAAUUGUAAUGGCAACAGCACAUUUUGGGACUUUUUAUCUUAUAUUUGUUUACUUUUAUAGCUUGUUCUCAUUAUUUUUAUCUUGUUACACUCAUCUCAUUUAUGAAAUUCAAUAACAGACAUCAGGAUGUGUAAUAUUUAUCCAACAGACAGACAAUGGAGAUGGAAUGAAGGAAUUUCACAGAUGUCACUUUCCCUGUCAAGUAAAAUUUUGUUUUUAAAAAUGUAUGGCAGAAAAUGCAGGAGAGCAGAUAUGUAUGAUCUCUGUUUAAUUGAUAUAUUUAUGGAUGGAUGUAAAUAAAGUCUUAAAAGAUGUUUGAGUUGCUAAUAUGUGAGUGGAAGGAGUUUAGAUUACAUUACUAUGUGUAUAAAAUGUGAGUGGAAGGAGUUUAGGUUACACAUUAUUAUUAUGUAUAUAAAAUGUAAGUUGUGUUAUUGAGAGGCUGUGUUGAGCAACUGGAGUUCACAAACAUACUGUGGCGAGAGAGAGAGAGAGAUAGGGGGGGGACAGAGCUGGUUUGCCAACUUACCACAGACCCACAGUAGUAAAUCAGCUACUAUAUUUUUUUUAAAUUAUAUUUUUUAUGAAUUGUCUGUGGUCUGUAGUGAGAGAGAGAGAGAGAAAGGGUGGGGGACACUAUGUUGAGGAACCAAACCAUCAUAGCUGCUUGCCAGCAGAGCUCUCUCUCUCUCUCUCUCUCUCUCUCUCUCUCUCUCUCUCUCUCUCUCUCUCUCUCUCUCUCUCCAGACCACAGACCCACAGUAUGUCACCCACAGUAUAUUUAUGAACCACAGUUGCUCACCACAGUUCCUCCCCUUAAGGGUAGUAACACACUCACCACAGACAUUCUCUCUCUCUCUCUCUCUCUCUCUCUCUCUCUCUCUCUCUCUCUCUCUCUCUCUCUCUCUCUCUCUCUCUCUCUCUCUCUCUCUCUCUCUCUCUCUCUCUCCAGACCACAGACCCACAGUAUGUCACCCACAGUAUAUUUAUGAACCACAGUUGCUCACCACAGUUCCUCACCCUUAAGGGUAGUAACACUCUCACCACAGACCAUGUGUGUGAAGGCUGUGGUGGGUAUUGUGACAUUUUAAUUAAAUCUGAUGGUUUAAAAUUAAUCUUACAAUGCUGGAUUCUAUCUACCUACCAUGUUGGAUCACUCAGAACCUCCUUGCCAUCGAAGCUGAAAAUGCGAGGUUUCUGUGCAAAGACUCCUCCUGAACCAGAGAAAGCUUCAUUCCAGGAAUUAAACAGCACUUCUCCCUGAAAAGGAUUAAAUUAAUAAUAUAAAAUUGUUCCCAGUGGGUUUAGUUUUUACCAUUGUUCAUAUACAUAUAUAUAUAUUACAUACGUAUAUAUAUUACAUGAAAGAAUGGUUGUUUGGUACUAUGCUGAUGUGAAAGUUUCUGUACUUUCUUGCUUGAUGAUAAACUAUAUACACAUA
Molecule: messenger RNA, 6055 nt
Organism: Scylla paramamosain (green mud crab)
Lineage: Eukaryota; Metazoa; Arthropoda; Malacostraca; Decapoda; Portunidae
Exons: 11
Coding region: 696-3074 (792 amino acids)
Molecular function (GO): protein binding
Source: RefSeq, a predicted model, not a curated record